AUGCCUCCGAAAGCAGCUAAAUCAAAGGAAACCCCGGCCGAACGGCCGAUUCUUGGUCGGUUUUCCUCUCACCUUAAAAUUGGAAUUGUUGGGUUGCCAAAUGUGGGCAAAUCAACUCUUUUCAACACCCUUACCAAGUUAUCCAUUCCCGCUGAAAAUUUCCCCUUUUGUACUAUUGAGCCCAAUGAGGCUCGAGUCAAUAUUCCUGAUGAGCGAUUUGAUUGGCUUUGUCAACUGUUCAAGCCAAAGAGUGAGGUGUCAGCUUUCUUAGAAAUUCAUGAUAUAGCUGGACUUGUUCGCGGUGCUCAUGAAGGACAAGGAUUGGGAAACAACUUCUUAUCUCACAUCCGUGCUGUUGAUGGCAUUUUUCAUGUUUUACGUGCAUUUGAAGAUCCUGAUAUCAUCCAUGUUGAUGACUCUGUGGAUCCCGUGAGAGAUUUAGAGGUUAUAUCUGCUGAAUUGCGGCUCAAGGAUCUUGAAUUCAUGGCGAGGAAUAUAGAGGAUCUCGAGAAGAGCAUGAAGAGAAGCAAUGAAAAGCAAUUGAAAAUAGAGCACGAGUUGUGUCUAAAGGUCAAAUCAGUGCUUGAGGAGGGAAAGGAUGUCCGUUUGGUGGAGUGGAAAGCCGCCGAUAUUGAGAUCCUGAAUACUUUUCAGUUGCUCACUGCUAAACCUGUGGUCUACUUGGUUAACAUGAAUGAGAAAGAUUAUCAAAGAAAAAAGAACAAAUUUCUUCCAAAGAUACAUGCUUGGGUGCAGGAGCAUGGUGGUGAAACAAUAAUCCCUUUCAGCUGUGCUUUAGAGAGAAAUCUUGCUGACAUGCCCCCAGAUGAAGCUGCCAAAUAUUGCGAGGAGAACAAAGUACAAAGUGCGCUUCCGAAGAUCAUAAAGACUGGAUUCUCAGCCAUUAACCUUAUAUACUUCUUCACGGCAGGACCAGAUGAGGUGAAGUGCUGGCAAAUUCGUCGACAGACAAAAGCUCCUCAAGCUGCAGGGACAAUUCAUACUGAUUUUGAAAGAGGGUUCAUUUGUGCCGAGGUCAUGAAAUUUGACGAUUUAAAGGAACUCGGCAGUGAGGCAGCCGUAAAGGCUGCUGGGAAGUACAAACAGGAGGGGAAGACGUAUGUUGUUCAGGACGGAGACAUAAUAUUCUUCAAAUUUAACGUCUCUGGGGGCGGGAAGAAGUGA
Fraxinus pennsylvanica is the source of this 1185-nucleotide messenger RNA. The record is from the annotation of a GenBank genome assembly. NCBI's taxonomy places the organism in Eukaryota, Viridiplantae, Streptophyta, Magnoliopsida, Lamiales, Oleaceae.